GGCAGAGGCUCGAGGUUCAAUCAGAACACCUGCGGAGGUGCCGUGAGGCGGAAGAGGACAAAAUAAUCUGAACACCAGCUCAGCCGAAACAUGAAGAUAUGUUCGAUAGCGUCUUUGAUUUUAACUCUGGGAUUAGCACAUCCAGUGAAUAUGUCGUUUUCUGCCCCUCCUGGAGACUUGGAGGGAUCAGGCUAUGACAUGGAUGGUUCUGGUUCUGGUUCAGGGGAUUGGUCAGAACAAGGUGAAAUGACAAACAUGGAGGAUCACUCCAGCAGCGAAGAUGUCAGAAUACUUGCAGCAAACCCAGGAGGUGGAGCCGAGAAUACUUUCCAUGAUUCUCCAGUCCCGACCCUUGACAAUAUGCACUGGCCUGCAGGAGACGGCAGAUCAGGAUUUAUUGUUCUGGCCAACAGCAAGAGUUUCUUGGAGAGAGAAGAAGUCUUUGCCGGUGUCAUUGCAGGAGGAGUAACUGGAGUGAUACUUGCAGCAGCACUUGCAGCAUUAUUAAUCUACAAAUGGCAGAAGAAAGACGAUGAAGGAUAUGUUCUGGGCCAGGAGAGGGCUUCAGACGGAGAUUAUCACAAACCCAACAGGGAUGAUGUUGUUCUUUAACUAUAAACACUUUUGAAAACUAAAGUUUGUUUCUACGGCGAUGCUGCCAGGCCCAUUUCUGUACCUUGGGAGCUACUGUAAAUGUAUUUUUUCCUCAUAUUUUUGGGGGAGGGGGCAUUCAAUGGAAAUUAGAUAUUUUUUGCACUUGAUGCAAAUGUAUCAGCUGUUGUUCAUUGAUAAUUUAUUUAAUAUUUAUGAUGUCAAAUACCUACUAUGACUAGUCACAACGUCUGCUGUGACAAGUUAUAUUGACGUCUCCCUUAUGUUACACCCAGGUGUAACAGGGUAUUUUUCAAAGCUGCAUGCAGGACUAAUGACCUCAUUUCUAAAAUCCUGGCUACAGCCCUGGUUGUACCAAAAUAAUUUAAUCCAUUAUGUUAAGUAGGGAAACCUCAGUGUUAUCCCCAUGAGAGUUAGCUAAAUAACCAAUGUAAUAUGAGACAUGAAAAAAAUCCAAUGGAAACUCAUUUGAGGUUGUAUUUUAAAUGAAGUAAAUGACAGUGGUUAGGUAAUAAUGAUCAGCUGCUACUAUGUAACAGGAUAUCUCAUCUAGAUCUGUGUCAUGAAAUGAUGUUAACUGUUUUUUGUAUUCCAUAAUUUUUUCUAAUAAAUUAGCUUUAUAACCAUUUUAUUUGACAAUUUAAUAUUUUAUUUUUAUGAACAUAUAUUGAGAGUGCAUAUCCAGUAUAUACACAUACUAUAUGUAUGACAAUGAGAGGAUGCUAUAAUUGUGCAGAGUGUUACACUAUAAUGUAUUGUAUGGUACAAGAUGAUUUAGUAAUGGACUGUUACUUCCAAGAAUUCCUUUGACAUCAUAUAGCUAAUUAAAGUGUUGAUGAGA
Chelmon rostratus (copperband butterflyfish) is the source of this 1453-nucleotide messenger RNA. Its product is annotated as syndecan-3-like. The record is from RefSeq and is a predicted model, not a curated record. The transcript has 5 exons. NCBI's taxonomy places the organism in Eukaryota, Metazoa, Chordata, Actinopteri, Chaetodontiformes, Chaetodontidae. Gene Ontology annotation, cellular component: membrane; cell surface. Bases 91 to 612 code for a protein of 173 amino acids. Gene Ontology annotation, biological process: cell migration.